This is a messenger RNA of Lepisosteus oculatus (spotted gar), 1220 nucleotides long. The record is from RefSeq and is a predicted model, not a curated record. Lineage: Eukaryota; Metazoa; Chordata; Actinopteri; Semionotiformes; Lepisosteidae.
CCCAGGAAUGCACAGGAGCAGGGCUGGGAUCAAGUGACUCCAUCCAGGGGUAUAAAUAGAGCCUGACGCUGGGUGAUAGGCAAAACUCUCCACAUGCCUGCAAUGAUUCGGAAAGACAGAGGAGUUAUAACAAAAAGGAGCUUCUUUCUUUUCCCGGAAAAGAGUGUGAAUAAAGGCCAAGAAGCUGUUUAAACAACUAUAAAUCUAAGGACAUGGAUUUCCAAUCGAGCAUCAUCCAGGAGUCCAACAGGAUGGAGAACCUGGAGAAGCAGUUGAUCUGCCCCAUUUGCCUGGAGAUCUUCUCCAAGCCUGUGGUCAUUCUGCCUUGCCAACACAACCUGUGUCGAAAAUGUGCCAAUGAUGUGUUUCAGGCUGCAAACCCGUACUGGACGUCCCGUGGUACUAAUAUUUCGGGAGGCCGUUUCCGGUGUCCAUCAUGUCGUCACGAGGUGGUCCUGGACCGGCACGGGGUCUACGGGCUGCAGAGGAAUCUGCUGGUGGAGAACAUCAUCGACAUCUACAAACAGGAGAGCAGCAGCCCCAGGCCACUGAAGAAAGUAGACCAGCCCAUGUGUUUGGAGCAUGAGGAUGAGAAGAUCAAUAUUUAUUGUGUGACCUGCCAGGUGCCCACCUGCUCCAUGUGCAAAGUGUUUGGAGCUCACAAGAACUGCGAGGUGUCACCCCUGGAGAAUGUCUACCAGCAUCAAAAGACGGAGCUCAGUGAUGGCAUUGCUACACUGGUGGCAGGCAACGACCGAGUCCAGGCCAUCAUGAACCAGCUGGAGGACACCUGCCGAACCAUCGAGGUGAGUGCCAGGUGGAUUACACAGCAUUAAGUUGGUGAUGGCCCAAGUUCUGGUUUAUCCAGGUCCCAGGUUGACCUCUUAUCAUGAUCAAUUACUGUAUUAUUUUUCCAGACAGGUCUUACUUCAUUUGAAACCACAUUACAUACAUUGAAAUGACAUAUCCCUAGAACUUCAAUAUAAUACUGUACAUACAGUACAUCAGGUGCUGAUGCCCAGACAAUCAAUAAGCAUUGCCAUAAUAGUGGGUUAGGCUGAACUGUGCACAUGAGAAUAAGUAUGCUGCCUUAAUGAAAUAAUCAGUGCUGCUCCAGCAGUGGCCCAGUGCUUGCUCGUUGCUGGGAAAAAUUAUCAGAAUGUUAUUUGCUGAGGCCCCGUUUAAUCUUCUGUCCUCUCCUACUUCACCAAAACUUUAUG